Molecule: messenger RNA, 1160 nt
Organism: Nycticebus coucang (slow loris)
Lineage: Eukaryota; Metazoa; Chordata; Mammalia; Primates; Lorisidae
Gene: RNF5
Product: ring finger protein 5
Exons: 6
Coding region: 150-692 (180 amino acids)
Biological process (GO): ubiquitin-dependent protein catabolic process
Cellular component (GO): endoplasmic reticulum
Molecular function (GO): ubiquitin protein ligase activity; ubiquitin-like protein conjugating enzyme binding
Source: RefSeq, a predicted model, not a curated record
UUGGCAGGCAGUCAGGCCAAUAAUGAUUAGAAAACCUUGAAGCCUGCUCAACAAUUGUGGGCUGGAGGUGGUUUCUCGUUUGUUGGGGCGUGUGUUAUGUGUAUUUAGGGGGACUCUGGGAGUACUUGAGGGGCUAAACAAACCCGGCUAUGGCAGCAGCAGAGGAGGAGGAUGGGGGCCCCGAAGGGCCAAACCGCGAGCGGGGCGGGGCGGGCGCGACCUUCGAAUGUAAUAUAUGUUUGGAGACUGCUCGGGAAGCUGUGGUCAGUGUGUGUGGCCACCUGUACUGUUGGCCCUGUCUCCAUCAGUGGCUGGAGACACGGCCAGAGCGCCAGGAGUGCCCAGUGUGUAAAGCUGGGAUUAGCAGAGAGAAGGUUGUUCCACUUUAUGGGCGAGGGAGCCAGAAGCCCCAGGAUCCCAGAUUGAAAACUCCACCCCGCCCCCAGGGCCAGCGGCCAGCUCCAGAGAGCAGAGGGGGAUUCCAGCCAUUUGGUGAUACUGGGGGCUUUCAUUUCUCAUUUGGUGUUGGUGCUUUCCCCUUUGGCUUUUUCACCACUGUCUUCAAUACCCAUGAGCCUUUCCGCAGGGGUACAGGUGUGGAUCUGGGACAGGGUCACCCGGCCUCCAGUUGGCAGGAUUCCCUCUUCCUGUUUCUCGCCAUCUUCUUCUUUUUCUGGCUGCUUAGUAUUUGAGCCGUGUCUCCUUCCUGCCCACCUCCAGCCAGAGGAGAAUCAGUAUUGGGGGUCCCUGCUGACCCUUCCUUUCUCUUGGACCCCCCCCCCAACCCCUCCUUUUCUGUUGGCUAAGGCCAGCCCAGGUCACUCUCCAGGAGGGUUUGGGGAGGAGUGACAUCUGUGCACAGGAUGGGCAAGCCUGCUCUGAACUGCUCACUCAGUAACAUCAUAAUUCCUGGCCCUGGGGAAAAAGGACAGAUUGAAGAAAAUGUCUGUUUCUCCUGUCUCUUAAUCCUUUGCUUUCCCCCAGAUUUCUUGAUUUGAUGUUAAAAGGUGGGCAAGGCUCCCUCUGACCCUCCCCCACACCCCUUCUUGUGGAUUUAAUUUAAUUUUUGUCUCCCCAGUGUCUAAUAUGGUUUUUGAUUCUUAAGUGCUUCCUCCCCCUCACUACCUCCUUUAUUACAAAUUCAAUAAAAAAGGUGAAAU